UUCUCCAAAGUGUCUCUGUAUUCUUGGGGGGGUGGGAAUUGGCUGAUCACAGGAUUCCUCAAUGCAGCGGGGACUUAAAUGUGUCCGGAGGGAAGCUUGUCCAGAGCAGGAGUUUGCUGCAGCCGAACAAUCAAGCGACCUUUUGUGCAUGUGGACACUGCAGUUUGGGGAGAGGUCCCAGUCAGAUGUCCCAGGUGAGAAGUAAUCUCGCAAGCCUUUCUGACUCACUCCAUGGAGACCCCGCGCCCGAGCAGACACCCUUCCUGCCCACAAGCCCAGAUCAGGAGGAGAUCUCGUGCCCUUCCUCCACGCAGAAUCCAGCGGUAGCAGUGUCUGCUCUGUGCCACACCCCAGCCUCUCCCCCUCAGGCCCCAGCAACGGAGGAGAAAGAGAAACUGCCAGAAGACAAGUCCCCGAACCUCCUGGCGAAUGGAACCACACCUCCCCAAAGCGAGGCCACAUCAGAGUUCAUGGUCAUGCCCGAAGCUGUGACACUCCAGCCCCAGGUCCGAACAACCUUGCGGAGUCUCCAGCCGUCCAGCCCCAUGGACUGCACCCCUCUGCUGCAGAACGGCGCCGGGCGUGUCCCGGACCCGGGCAGUGCCCACAGAGGCGCGGGGAACGGUGUCCUCGGCACGCUGCCCGGUUCGCAGAAGCCUCCCCGGAAGCUGCAGUCGCAUUACUCCAUCAACAGCCAGGGCAGCAAGAAGAGCAAAAGCAGCUCCAAGUCAGCCUCCUCCCAGAUCCCUGCAGAGGCGCAAGAAGACUGCUGCGUCCACUGCAUCCUCUCCUGCCUCUUCUGCGAGUUCCUGACCCUCUGCAACAUCGUGCUGGACUGCGCCACCUGCAGCUCCUGCAGCUCCGAGGACUCCUGCAUCUGCUGCUGCUGUUGCGGCUCGGGGGAGUGCGCCGACUGCGACCUGCCCUGCGACAUGGACUGCGGCAUCGUGGACGCCUGCUGCGAGUCGGCCGACUGCCUGGAGAUCUGCAUGGAGUGCUGCGGCCUGUGCUUCUCCUCCUGAGGGGAGAUGGGCAGAAACUCGAGGGGGCGGUGGAAGAAGGAGGGGGGCCUGGAAUUGGGGGGCCCCUCCCCCGGUCCCGCCUCCCCUGUGGCGAUCAUGCUUCUGGGAACCACUUCGGCCUGCCCCACGUCGUGUGUUCGGAGGGUCCUGCCGCUUUCCUGAGCCAACGUUAGAGAAGGCCACGGGGGAGGCAGGAAAAAGAGCCGUGAGGGAGACCAAAGACAGCCUGAGGCUGGAAAGCGCCCGCAGAUAGGAGUUCCCUCCUCACUACCUCCCCCGGUGCUGUCCGGCCUCCAAGACUAGGUGACACCCCACCCCCCGCGCACCUGGCGCAGGGAUUGAGACAGCAGCUUCCUGCCAUCUGAGCCGAGAGCAGGAGUCAAGUCUUACGCCGCGCCUGGCGGCCACGCAGAAGCCCUGAACUGCCUCGCCGGGCGACGCUCGGACCCGCCCCGAGCCCCUGCCGUCCGAGGACUCCGCAGGUGGUGCUCUCCCAGAGCUGGCUGGCCCAGCGCCCCGCUGGCUGACGGCUGGAGCGGGGUAACGGCGCGAGUGCCCCUUGGCUGGUGCCUGCUGAGGGCAGCUUCCUAGGAGCUUCCUUGCUGCUAGUUCCCACCUACAGCAAAGGCUUGGUGCCGCUCGCUAGGGUCCUAGGCAACUCGAAGGAGCAGGCCAGGGUCCCCUGCUCAGCAGCCCGGUAUCAUGAGCCCACGGAGGCAGGGCGGGGUCGCAUCUGGCCUGCCAGCACCCAGGUACACAGACCUGUUUUCACAGAGUCCCCCCGCUCUGGCUAACCUCACACCCCGCAACCUCAGCCAAUGGGGCCCAGCGUGUCCGAAUGACACAGCCUGCGCCGUGGAAAUGGCACAAAACACGCACCGGCCUCAGCAUCCCACUCCGGACAGGAAACGGUGGUGCUGGGGAGGUGGGGACGGUGAGCUUGAGGGGGGCGGAUGGGGUUAGAGAUGGAACGCCUCGGCCUCCCUUUGCUGUUGGAAGCAGCCUCCCCCCGCCCGCCUUCUCGGUGCUGAGGGAGGCAGGCAAGUGCUCUAAACUCUGCCAGCCACGCUCUCUUGUAGCCCCAGGACUCAGGCUCUUACAUGUGAGCGUGCACACACGUGCGUUCGCGCACACGCUCGUGCACGGAGCCUUUUCCUUAACUUCCCCUGCAAGCGGCUGACAAAGGACCCCCUUCUCCGCAGAGCGGCUGUGUGUCCCUGCACAGGCUGGUGGGGAGAGGCGAUUCCAGACUCCCCGGCUGAGAAACGCCUUCUCUCCCACUGACCGGGGGAGGCCAGCGCUGCCUGGGCGUGACUCAAAGGUGGCUGUUGGAUGCUGCAUCUGCCAGGAGGUCCUCCACAGCGGCAGUGGCACAGGCAGUGACUUUGGGCUCUCUAUCCCCUCUACCCCCGCCCAGCCUGCUUGGCCCGUCCACCACAGAGCGUGACUGCGGGGCAGGGUGUAAACGCGCCUGCCAGGGUGGGGCGCAGUGCAGUUUUCUCUGAUUUGUUACUGUAAAUAAAGACCUUCCUGCAUUUCCG
Molecule: messenger RNA, 2563 nt
Organism: Pelodiscus sinensis (Chinese soft-shelled turtle)
Lineage: Eukaryota; Metazoa; Chordata; Testudines; Trionychidae
Source: RefSeq, a predicted model, not a curated record